This is a messenger RNA of Recurvomyces mirabilis, 3021 nucleotides long. RefSeq lists its product as uncharacterized. The record is from RefSeq and is a predicted model, not a curated record. Gene Ontology annotation, biological process: glucan catabolic process. NCBI's taxonomy places the organism in Eukaryota, Fungi, Ascomycota, Dothideomycetes, Mycosphaerellales, Teratosphaeriaceae. Gene Ontology annotation, molecular function: beta-glucosidase activity. Bases 1 to 3021 code for a protein of 1006 amino acids. The transcript has a single exon.
AUGCCAAUGACACCUCUUGAGCGGCGCGCGACCAAGCGCGAGCAGGCACGAUGGAAGCUGAAAAGGACUGUGACCAACGACGACUCUGACGCUGACUCUGACUUGAACACAUGCGACACAGCAAGUGACAAUAGACGGUGGAGGAAGGCUGGCGCAGAGAAACGGGGAUUGCUUGCACGACCAGGACAUGACAGUACCCGAGCCCAAGGAACCAUAUCAUGGCGAAGAUAUUGCGCUCCGAGCCGACUGUGUUGUCUGCUAAUACUCCUGUUCGUCGUCUCACUUUUGUCAAUCUUCACGGCGGGCGGUCUAUGGGUAGUGAAGAAAGGCGUGCCGGAGUAUGGGCAGAGUGAGCCUUGGUACCCAACGCCGAGAGGGGGGACAGUGAAGCUAUGGGAGAACAGCUAUCAACGAGCCGCUGAGCUGGUGGGUCAGAUGUCUUUGCCAGAGAAGGUGAAUAUCACUACGGGUAUAGGCUGGAGCAUGGGGAUGUGCGUUGGCAAUACUGGUCCUGUGGAUCGCCUCGGCUUCCCUUCCUUGUGUCUGCAGGAUGGACCACUCGGUCUGCGAUUUGUGGACAAUGCGACUGCCUUCCCGGCAGCAAUCACUGUGGGUGCAACGUGGAAUAAGCAGCUCAUGUAUGAUCGUGGCCGGGCCCAUGGUCUCGAAGCACGACUAAAGGGCAUCAACGUUCUGCUAGGACCAUCGAUGGGACCUUUAGGACGCUUGCCCGCUGGUGGCCGGAAUUGGGAGGGCUUCGGAUCCGAUCCCGUGCUGCAAGGUAUUGCAGCCGCCGAGACAAUUCGUGGCAUACAAAGUGAAGGUGUCGUUGCGACCGCCAAGCACUACGUGGCCAACGAGCAGGAGCAUUUUCGACAAGCAUGGGAGUGGGGCACACCCAGUGCCCUCAGCAGUAACAUCGAUGAUCGCACGAUGCACGAGAUCUAUGCUUGGCCAUUCGCGGAGAGUGUGCGCGCAGGCGUUGGCAGUGUCAUGUGCUCAUACAACCUGGUCAAUAAUUCCUACGCAUGUCAGAACAGCAAGCUUAUGAACGGCCUGCUCAAAGACGAGCUUGGCUUCCAGGGAUUCAUCCAGUCGGACUGGCUUGCACAGCGGUCGGGCGUGGCGUCCGCAUUAGCAGGUCUGGACAUGACCAUGCCAGGCGACGGCUUGGGGUGGCAAGAUGGCAAGAGUCUAUGGGGUGCAGAAUUGACCAAGGCCGUCUUUAACAGCUCGGUGCCCAUGGAUCGCUUGAAUGACAUGGUGUUGCGCAUAGUCGCAGCAUGGUACCAGCUUGCCCAAGAUGACACUGCACGCUGGCCCAACACGACUUCAGGUGGUGGACCGAACUUCAGCUCCUGGACAGACGACGAAUACGGACAACUACAUCCCGGCAGUCCCGACAGCGAGGAGACCGGUGUCGUAAAUCAAUUCGUACCAGUCAGACAAACAGAAGAAGGUGGUGACCACGAUACUCUCGUCCGAGUUAUGGCAACCGAGGGCAUCGUAAUGGUGAAGAACGAGCUUGGCAUUCUGCCCAUUCCGCGCAGCGUUCAAGGCAUCAAGACCAAGGGCUCAGGAGGGAAACUCCGAGUAGGUAUCUUUGGAGAAGACGCAUAUCCGAAUUCGAAGGGCAACAAUGCCUGUCCCGAUCGUGGCUGCAACGAGGGCACACUUGCCAUGGGCUGGGGAUCAGGCGCAGUGGAACUGCCCUAUCUCGUCUCUCCUGCGGAAGCACUACAUCGCGAAUUCGACUCCGAGACCGUAGAAGUGACAGAUUGGAAAACGAACUCCAUCAACCGUGUAGACGGUACAGCCGCAGCGCAGAACCUUUGCCUCGUCUUCAUCAACUCCGAUGCAGGCGAAGGCUUUAUAAGCUGGAAUGGUAUCAAGGGUGACCGUAAUGACCUGUACUCGCAGAAAGGCGGAGAUGACCUCGUGAGACAAGUCGCUGCUAAUUGCGGAGGCAAGAACGAAAAUGGCGAGCCCGCAAGCGACACGAUUGUAGUCCUACACACCGUUGGUCCAACAAUAAUAGAGAAAUGGAUCGACAUGCCUGGCGUCAAAGGCGUGCUAAUAGCCCAUCUGCCUGGUCAAGAAAGCGGGAAUGCUUUGGCGGAUGUGCUGUUUGGAGCGUACAGUCCUAGCGGACAUCUACCAUACACGAUCGCCAAGCGGGAGGAGGACUAUGGGCCCACAAGUGGUAUCUUGCGGUAUCCUAAUGCUGUUGUGCCGCAACAGAAUUUUACGGAGGGAUUGUAUAUAGAUUAUCGAUACUUCGACAAACAUGACAUUACGCCGCGGUAUGCGUUCGGGUUCGGGCUGAGCUACACGACGUUCGAGCUCGACAAGCUUGUCGUCAGCGCUCCUGCCAACCUGACGGGAACCGAAGCUCCUCCAGUAUCAAGCCACGACCGCCUGGAACCACCUCAUCUUGACCCUAGCAUCCCAGACGCGAAGACGGCACUCUGGCCAAAGGGUCUGAGGAAGUUAAAAGGGUACGUCUACCCAUGGAUAACAAGCGUGGAUGAGGUGCAAACUGGCCAUUAUCCGUAUCCUGACGGGUAUGAGCACUGGCAUGCUCCAUCCGCGGCAGGAGGUGGCGAAGGAGGCAACCCGGCUUUGUACAAGACCGUUGUCGCCGUGAAGGCUUCGCUGAAGAACACGGGGAGUGUGACAGGCGAUGCGGUAGUGCAGGUGUACGUCUCUUUGCCUACGGAUGCGCUUGAUAGCAUGGACAACACCCUUGACGUUCCAGUCCGGCAGCUCAGGAACUUUGAUAAGUUCUCUCUUGAUGUUGGUGCGGAGCUGGCGGUACAAAUGAACUUGACGAGGAAGGACUUGUCGUAUUGGGACAUCGGAAGACAAAAUUGGGUGUUGCCAAAAGGCGAGUUCGAUAUCUGCCUUGGAUUCAGCAGUAGGGACGAGAAGAUGCGGUGCGAGAAGCUUGCGCUUUUCAAGGAUGCCAAGAGGGUAGAUGAGCGUGCGAAGAGACAUGCUGAGGUCAGAGGGCAUCGUUAG